UAGCAAGCAGUACGCUACUUUUCAACGUUGUUGGAACACAAAGUCAUUCUAUCGUGCAUUUAUUUGCUGAAUUUCAAUCACUUAUCCUCUUAAGUCGAUUGUUUCCAUUCACAGAAUUGAAUAUUUAUUCAUAAUCUGCAUUUGAAAAUAGUGAUCAAGUGAAACACCUGCGGACAGUGAUUUGAACAUUAAAUAAAUAAAUAAAAUUUGUGAAAACUAUUAUAGUAAUUUGUUGAUGUUGUUGCUUCUUUGCGCAAUAUAUAUGAAAAAUGCUUAGUAAGGUUGUUUUUAUGGUGAACAUUUAAUUGUGAUUAGUUUCGGUUUCGAAAAUAAAAUUUUAAAGUGAAGUUGAGCUGUUUGGGAUUUGGAAGAAUUUUUUUCAUCUUGAACUUCUUCGAUAGUUCUCGAUCGUAAUCAUGGUUCGAUUAAAAUGCCAAAGCAAUGAAGGGAUUAUACAGUUCUUACUUGUAUCAUCAAUGCUACAAAUUGGCGCCAUAGCAGUAAAUGUAGACGAAAAAGAUUUCCGUUUCAUUUCAUUCCAAGACUUGCACCAAACAUCUGACCGCUUCGAAGAUGAGAAAUUUUCAUCUUUUUCACGAUUUCUGUUUGACGUUUCGCAUAAUCAAUUGGUGGUUGGAGCUCGCGAUGCUUUAUUUCGUCUGUCAUUCUCACUGGAAUUGUAUGAGAGCCGCGUUUGGGAAGCAAGUGACUCAAUUAUUGAAAUGUGUAAAACGAAAGGUGCUAGUGAUGAUGAUUGCCACAAUUACAUAAUGGUAUUACAAAGUUAUGGUAAUCAAUUGUACGCUUGUGGAACACAUGCUUUUAGUCCACAGUGCUCUUGGCGCCAAAUGGACAAUUUGAACAUCACGAAACUUGACAAAGGAGUGGCGAAAUGUCCAUUUAAUCCACAUGCCAAUAUAACUACGUUGAUGACAGAAAAUGGCAGUCUGUUUAUUGGUUCUUCUACCGAUUUUUCUGGCACCGAUCCAGCCAUUUUGCGAGCGGAUGUGUCAAAAAAGAGAGAGGACAAUAAGAUCAUCCGUACCGAUCAAUACAAUUCAAAAUGGCUGAAUGCUCCAAAUUUUGUUGGCAGUUUUGAAGCUGGAGAUUUUGUCUAUUUUGUGUUUCGUGAAGUAGCCGUCGAAUACAUCAACUGUGGAAAGAUUAUUUAUUCACGUAUUGCACGUGUUUGCAAAUCCGAUCCAGGUGGACAGCGAGGUAGUAGAGAUAAUUGGACAUCAUUUGCAAAGGCACGAUUAAAUUGUUCUCUGCCCGGUGAAUAUCCAUUUUAUUUUAACGAAGUUCAAGGAAUUGAAUAUUUAACGGAUGAAAAUAUUUUAUAUGCUACAUUCACCACACCACAAAACAGUAUCCACGGUUCCGCAAUUUGUGCGUUCAAUUUAUCGGCUAUAAAUUUGGCAUUCAGUGGUCCAUUUAAGCACCAAGAAACCACUUUAUCCACGUGGGAACGGAAAGACUGGGAGUUCCGUAAUCAAUUUGAGUGCAAAUUUAGUUCAGUUCCGUCAAUACGUCAUGAUCUUUUGAUGGGGUCACAUCGCUUCCAAUUGAUGAAUGAUGCCAUUCAGCCAAUUACAACUCAACCAUUGUACACAUCUGAACAAGAACGUUUUACUCAUAUCGCUUUGGACGCAAUUGCAACAAAACUUUACAAUAGAGUACAAAUCAUGUAUGUGGCCACAGAGGAAAAUUUGAUAAAAAAACUAUCGAUAUUACCGCGUACCAAGGAAACAUGUCUCAUCGAAAUUUGGCAACCAGUAAUUCAAGAAGAUUCGACCAUAUUGACCAUGCAAUUUUUAAAGCACACCGAAUCAUUGUACGUUGGAACUAAAAAAUCAGUUCUCCGAAUUCCAGCACAGCAUUGUAGUCGACAUUCGAAAACGAAUUGCAUAAUUGCGAUGGAUCCAUAUUGCGGUUGGAAUGAUUUGAAAGAAGAGUGUACAACUCCCCCAAAUGGAGAAACGUCGAAACGUUUCUGGGUCCAACAAGCCAAUGAAUGUCCCGUCACAACUAAAAUACCAAUUGACGGUGGAUUUUCUUCUUGGAGUGAAUGGAAGUUGUGCAAUCAUCACAGCGAUGAUAAUCGACACGAAUCCAGCAACAUUGACAAUUGUUUGUGUCGCACAAGAACUUGUGAUAAUCCAUCGCCAAAAAAUGGCGGAAAAGAAUGUAAAGGGGCAACAAUUAGUGUGACCAAUUGUACAGUGCACGGAAGGUGGACCGAAUUUGGGCCGUGGGGUCCGUGCAGUCAAACGUGUGGAAUUGCAGUAAAAAGUCGGCGGAGAUUUUGCGGUAAUCCGGCUCCGGCGUUUGGUGGACGAACUUGCGUCGGAUCGGACAGAAGUGAAAUGUAUUGCUCUAAUCUCCCGCCUUGCCCAGAGCCGAAAAAGCAAGCGAUUGUUGUUGACGGUGGUUGGGGUCCAUUCGGAAAGUGGUCCGAAUGUUCAACGCCCUGCGGAGGUGGAUAUCGUUUGCGCCGAAGAAUUUGUGAUGAUCCCUCCCCAGAAAACGGCGGCCUUGACUGUACAGGUUGUGGUGUUGAAUAUGAGAUGUGUAAUACACAGCCAUGUUUAGAAGUACAAAAGCUUGGACCAUGGACACCUUGGUUACAACAACCGAUGGCUAACUAUACCAAUAUCAAUGGCGAAUACCUUGAGAAGCGUUUCCGUUUUAUGUGCAAAUUGAAUGGAACCGAUGCAAAAGUUUUCAAAGCAAAAGAAGAAAGCCGAAUUUGCUCGGGUGGAUUUUGUCAUCGUGUUAGCGAUGAAAAUGGUAAUUUGGGUUUCAGUGAAUGGUCUGUGUGGAGUAACUGCUCUGCCCACUGUGGUGGGGGACAACAAUUCCGUACGAGAACAUGUGAGCGAAAUAUCUGUGAAGGAUCUACGAAAAUGACGAGAGCAUGUAAUACACAACCAUGCUUAAAGCUACAAAAGCUUGGACCCUGGAUACCUGAAGACAACUGGUCAUGUUGGAGUGAUUGGAGUCAAUGUAAUGAGGACGGCGAAAGUAUGCGAACGAGAACGUGUCUAUCAUCACAUACAGAUUCAAAUAUAUGCCAUGGAAACGAUCGCGAAAUUCGAUCAUGCGAUAAUUAUUUAACAAAUGAAAUAUCGACAGCUGGACCAUCGUCGUAUUUGUUAAUCUUUUUAAUAGUGUUGCUCUCGUGUUCAAACUGUUUCAUCUAUGUGUAUAUGAAAAGACGUUAUGGUUCACCACGAGAAAUAAAAAAUAUCGGAUCGCCAUGUUUUGAUUCAUUUCCAAACCAAUAUUCAAGUUUACCGACAAGAGAAGAUAGACCAAAGGUGAAGCGUCAGUCAUCGUUCAUUGGUACAAAUGGAUCGCACGUAAAACUAUUGUCAAAUGGCACAUUAACAAAAUCAAAUAACGUGAGUGGUCAUAACAUGCCAAAAGUGUUAUCAAAAUCUUUUGUUGAAGUUGACACGGCAACAAUAAAGCGCAAUUCACAUGGACUAAAUAAUUUGCGGCCAAUACGCAGCAUUGAUGAUGACAAAUUUUAGCAACAGAAAAAAAUAAUUGAAAAAGUCUGAUUUUGUCAAAACUACAACGAGUUCACAAAAUGUUUAUUAUCCAUAAAAAAACAUAGCGAGAUAACUAAUCUAAUCGUGAUUUAAAUGAAUUAACGAGUAAAAUUGUAUUGUUAAAAAAGACGUCCAGCUACUUAAGAUGCAACAUAGUUGCUUUAUUUGUUUAAUGAAAUAGAGUAUUCGUCUAACAAAGAUAAUAAUUUGUGCCAUCCAAUUUCUACAUUUUAAAACAAUUUUUUUAGAAGUAUUUAAUGUAUUAAGAAUCUAUGAUACGUAGAAUAUGUGACAAAUGUCAUACUUCUUUUGUUGUAGCUCAUAUUGAGCCAAAAUAUAAACUUAUACAAUUUUAAAAUAGUUUCUACUUUCGUUUCGG
Contarinia nasturtii (swede midge) is the source of this 3936-nucleotide messenger RNA. RefSeq names its product semaphorin-5A (gene Sema5c). Gene Ontology annotation, biological process: neural crest cell migration; positive regulation of cell migration; axon guidance. The record is from RefSeq and is a predicted model, not a curated record. The transcript is spliced from 15 exons. NCBI's taxonomy places the organism in Eukaryota, Metazoa, Arthropoda, Insecta, Diptera, Cecidomyiidae. Gene Ontology annotation, molecular function: chemorepellent activity; semaphorin receptor binding. The coding region runs from base 417 to 3536 and encodes 1039 amino acids.